This is a messenger RNA of Racocetra persica, 170 nucleotides long. The record is from the annotation of a GenBank genome assembly. Lineage: Eukaryota; Fungi; Glomeromycota; Glomeromycetes; Diversisporales; Gigasporaceae.
GUGUCAAGAAGCUAAAUCUUGUUAUGGGAAUGCUUUCAAUGAAUUCAUUAAGGCAAGACGUAGUUGUUAUUUAUCUCAGGCAUUUAGCAUCAUUGAGGGAUAAAGAAAUCGGCAUUGAAAAGGAUAAAUCCACAGAGGAAGAAAAUACCAAGGUAAACUUGGGUAAAUAG